This is a messenger RNA of Symbiodinium pilosum, 172 nucleotides long. NCBI's taxonomy places the organism in Eukaryota, Dinophyceae, Suessiales, Symbiodiniaceae. The record is from the annotation of a GenBank genome assembly.
GGUUGCAGUCGAUCGCACGCGGGAGAUCAACGGUGUGGGCUAUGGCUCGGUGCGCGCUGUGCCUGGCAACGAGGAUCGAAUGAUCUUUCUGCACUCCAACGCCAUGUCGAGCAUAGGCACAGCCAAGACAAUCUAUCCUACGAAAUGGAAUCUGCCGGGAGGGGGCAACGAU